UUAACGUCAUUUUGUUCGCAAGCUAUGAUGACAACUAUCUUAGAUAAAUAUGUCGGUGGAUGAAAUAGUUUCUACAUUUCAUUGUAGCCUUUACAGACCGAAACGGUGAAAUAAGUUGCUCGUAGGAACUGAGACUUAAGUAGUUUGUCAUCAAAAUCACAAGAAGCUAUCUAACGAUAGCUUAGCUAACGUUAACAGCGAUGUUGCUCGCGUGUUGAUACCAGUUUAUAUUAUCAUUUUUAAAAAAAUAGAAUGGACCGCGGAAACCUAGGCAGUAGGUUGAAAUUCAGUUUGUACUGCAAGCAAAACAAGGUAAAAGACACAAUGGAGACUGUGGAACCUCAUGGAUUUGAAAAAUGUGGACAGAGUGUCUCAGACAGUGGCUUGUUUACCUCGCACCCCUGUUCAGAAAGGCUAACCCCUCCAUCGAGUAAAAAGCAGUUGGGGAACUACAAGUGCUCUCAAUGCAGUGAGCUUUUUACCAAGCCAGGUGUCCUGAAACACCACUUUAAAAUCAGCCACUGUGGACAACAUGACCCUGAAGGCCAAUUCCCCUGCACUGAGCAAGGCUGCCAGUUCAGCAGCACAGACCGUCAGGAAUAUCAAGCCCACCUGGUGUCUGCUCAUGGUCUCACUCUUGUUCCUUGCACCCUCAAGUCUUGCAAAGUGUCAUUCCUCACACAGGGGGAGAUGGAGACACACUCGCGGGGCCACAUGCCCUUCGGCUGCUUUCAGUGUCAGUUUGUCACUCAAAACGCAAAAGACCUGAGCGACCACCUCUUGGAGCAUCUACCACCUUGUGCUCAAGGGAACGAGACUGCAGCCACAACUGUUUGCACUAAAGGAAGCCCCCAGUCUCAAGUGUUCGGCAGGCCAAAAAGAAAACUGAUAUCUAACCCAGCUUAUGCAUCAUCAUUGCCAGAAGACGGGAAUGAGGAACAACCCAAGAGGCAAAGGCACAAUAUUAAAAGAGUGAGAAAUACAGUGGAAAGAGACAAAGCUUCAGCAGUGGAUGCUGCACCACCGCCAUCCAAAGAGUACCUUGCAGAGGGAUCAGAGCACACCUAUCGCACCCACACCUGCCCCAAGUGUCGGCGCUGCUUCAAGAUGCGCUCCCACCUGCAGGAGCACCUGCAUUUGCAUUUUCCUGACCCCAGCCUCCAGUGUCCCACCUGCAAGCGCUACUUCACCAGUAAGAGCAAGCUACGCAUACAUCGACUCCGUGAGGCGGGUGAGAAGGUUCACCAUUGCCACUUGUGUGAAUAUUCUGCCGUGGAGCGUAACGCAAUCCGACGGCACCUUGCCAGCGUGCAUGCUGACGAGGCAGAAGAUGGCGUAAACAGCUAUCCCUGCCCCACCUGUGGUCAAAGCUUUCGCCAGAGCAGGUCGCUUAAGGCCCACAUGAAGACGCACAACAUCCUGUCAGACAGCAAGCAAGUGGCCUGUUUCCAAAAGGGUUGUUCUUUCCAGAGUUCUGUGCGCAAAGACCUUCUCAGACACUCUGCUGAGGUGCAUGGGGUCAGGGCUGUAGAGUGUCGCCAUCACGCCUGCUGUGCCGUCUUCCAAAGUGAGACGGACAUGGAGGCUCAUUAUCGGACACACCUCGCCUACCACUGCCCGCAGUGUGAUUUCUCUUGUUCCAAUAAGACCGCCUUCCUCCAGCACCAGCGGCACGGUCACCCAGGAAAUGACCAGCUUUGCUGUGACUUUUGCUCCUUCGUCACAUUCAACCCUGUGGAGUUCGAGCAGCACGUUGGACAUUUGCACGCCAACGAGAAGAUCCAUCGCUGCUCUCAGUGCAGCUACGUGACCGCGCACAAACGGGGCUUGAAGCGACACAUGCUGAUGCACAGUGGUGAGAAGCCCCACAAGUGUAGCCUGUGUGACUUCAGAUGCCGAGAUGAGUCCUACCUCUCUAAACAUAUGCUCACCCACUCAGACGACAAGAACUUUAUGUGCGCCGAAUGUGGAUACGUCACUAAAUGGAAACACUAUCUGAAUGUCCAUAUGAGGAAACAUACUGGAGACCUCAGGUAUCAGUGUGACCAGUGCCCCUACCGCUGUCACCGCAUGGACCAGCUUAAUAGCCACAAAUUACGACAUCAAGCCAAAUCACUAAUGUGUGAGAUCUGUGCUUAUGCCUGCAAACGCAAAUAUGAGCUUCGCAAUCACAUGUUGGCCAAACACUCGGGAAAGGAGAAACAGCCGUCUGUCUAUAAGUGCAAAUAUUGCACAUACACUACCGGCUACAGACAAGCCCUUCAAAACCAUGAGAACUGCAAACAUACCAAGCUGAAAGAGUUCCCGUGUGCCCUCUGCUUCUAUUCCUCUUUCAGUAGCAUCAGCCUCUUCCUGCACAAGAGGAAAGCUCAUGGCUACGUACCUGGGGACAAAGCAUGGCUCGAGAACUACGCUGCAAAGGAGAAGGAGAGGAACUCUAUCGAGUUCUUGCAGGACUUUUACAAUAAACCCUCAACAGCUCAUGAGCAGUCUGAACAAUGCACCUCUGAAGGACCUCCACCUUCUCAAGGAGAACUAUCCGAUCUUCCUGACUCAGCAGAUCACAGUGCCAGCAAAGGAUCUGCAGCUGGUUCACAAACGGUGGAUUCUGAGGAUGUUUUCAAUGUUUCUCAAGAGGUUGUUAAAGAAGGUAUUUCAGACAGUCCUCGAUCUGGGAACAGUCCUGAGGAGUACUGUACUCUUGUUUUAACAACACUAUCAACCGCUGACUAUCAGACCCCUUCUUUGCAAAAUCAGGAAGAAGAUUGUGCAAAUCACACUCCAAGCUCGACCAAUUUAAACCGCAACGGCGCUGACAUAUCACAAGAGAAGGCAGACCGCUCUACAUCAGAGGAAGACAAUAUAGCAAUGGCAGAAUGUGAACAAAGUGACGUAGAUGACAACUAUGAGCGUCUGAAUCAUACAAAUCAACCAGUUGAACCUGGGGAGUGUCAAACCCCUGAGGUGGAGAUUGAUGGUGAAACGAUCAGUUCCAUUCUUCCGUCUGAGCCAAAUCAGCCAUCAGAAUCUGAGAUACGUUUAAAAGCUAUGAAAAAGCACGACAAGGACCAAGCAGAGGCCAUGGUUUUGGACGGAAGGGUUCAGAUGCUUGUUGUGCCAACUGAAGACGUUUAUCACUGCAACAAAUGCUCUUAUGUAACCAGUAAGGAAACUGCCUUGAAGUCCCACUGCCAGGCUUUGUGCAACGGUAGGAUAAAGGGACACAAGUGCCAGGCCUGUGGUGCACAGUUCAAACAGAGGCGAGGCCUUGAAAGCCACCUUGCAAAGAAGUGCCCAGCAAUUCCACGAAAAACCAGGACAUUUGAAGGCAUUUCAAAUACUGCAGAAGACUCUACUGUAGGUCAGGAGGGAUCCAAACAACUGGACGAUGAAACUAAUUCUGAUCAGACAGAGCAUUCACAAAACACUCUUUCCACAGAUUCAAACGAUCAAGAACAAGGAGGUUUUACAUCACAUGAAUCAGGACAGCAGCAAAGCAAAAUUCCGACAAAAAAGCUUUUGAAAGAUAAACUUGCAAAAAAGCAAUUAUUGUCUAGUAACAAGCAAAGAAAUGUCCCACUGCAGAAGUCCCUUCAUGCUAAAAAAGAUGGUAAAUUCAAAUGCAAGCUGUGCAAUUUUUCAUCAGUCAGGCUUGCAACAGUCGAACGGCACUUCUCAACCUGCAGAAAACUGUUAAGGAACAGCGAGAGUCAGAUCAUUCCAGAAGUGGAGGAUGAGUGUGGCAGCGAGUCGCUCAAAGGAAAAGAGCACUUGGUGGAAGAGUACAAUGACGGAACUGGGAAGGUUUCUGAGAAACAUGCAAUCUUCUCUUGCUCAAGUUGUGCUUUUAGGUGCAAUCAGAAAAGGGCGUUGGACAGUCAUGAAAAGAGAGGCUGCAUGAUGCCGGAUGAAGUCCAAUGCACCAUGUGUUCAUUUGUAGCCAAAUCUAAAAUGUCUUUGGCGCGUCACAUCCUGUGUGUCCAUAACAAAAACAAGGUUGGUGUUGCUAAACAUUUGUAUUGCCAGCAUUGUACUUUCACCUGUAAACAAGAUCGAUGCAUGUUGCAACAUGUGGCGCUCAAACACAAAGGAGCACAACCUCACCAUUGUCGAUAUUGUCCUUUUAGCACCACAAGGCGCUAUCGCUUGGAAGAGCAUGAGUCUCUCCACACAGGAAUCGGCCGUCACAGCUGCGACGUGUGCGACAAGACCUUUGGGGCUGUGACCAAAUUGCGCCAGCACAAGAUGCGCAUCCACGACAAACAGCCGACACACUUCUGCUCACUCUGUGACUUCAGUGGCUACACGCUUGACGAUGUAAGACGGCACAAUCUCAGAUGCCAUACAGGGGAGUUGCACCAUGCUUGCACUCAUUGUGACUCUCAGUUUAGUUCGGAAGUUGCCCUAAGAAACCACUGUAAACGUGUGCACCAGCUCCAGGUCAGUUUCUCGUGUAAGCGGUGUGACUACACCUGUGGCAGCGAGGUUACUCUGAAGACCCACCAAGAGAGCAAGCACCCUCAUGUGAAGUGCAACACCUGCCUGGAGUCUUUUAAGACAAAAGAGAACCUUGAGAUUCAUCAGAGAACCCACCUGGCACAUCAGUGUCAGCUGUGCCCCUUUGCUACCAAAACAAGGCAGCUAUUAGCACAACACCUUCUGAACCAACACGAGGACGGCUCUCCAGAGGACAAGCCUCUCAAGUGCAACUCUUGUCAGUUUGCUUGUCGGCAUCAGCUGGUGCUAGAGCAGCACCUCCGUUCACAUGGAGGCAAGCGUCUGUACAAAUGCACAGACUGUGAGUAUUCAACCCGGAACAAGCAGAAGAUCACGUGGCACAUUCGCAUACACACGGGAGAGAAGCCUUACAGCUGUGAGCAGUGCACUUACACCUGCACUGACCCGUCUAGGUUGAAGCUUCACAUGAGGGUUCACCAAGAAGAGAAGAAGUACCUUUGUCCAGAGUGUGGCUACAAAUGCAAGUGGGCGACUCAGCUGAAGUACCACAUGACCAAACACACAGGGGACAAGCCAUACGCCUGUGACGAGUGUGACUACCGCACUAACAGAGCGGACGCCCUGCGAGCCCACCGGGACACGCAGCACUGCGACUUGCGGCCUUAUGUCUGCGAGAAAUGCGGCAAAGCGUUCAAGACUAGUUUUAUACUAAAGACCCACCAGCACCAACACAGUGACGAUCGACCUUAUACGUGCGGCUUGUGCCACAAGGCCUUCCGGUGGCCGGCAGGACUCAGACAUCACUUCCUCUCGCACACCAAGCAGGAGCCUUUCUGCUGUCGCCACUGCUCCUACAGAGCCAGACAGAAGUUCCAGGUGGUCAAGCAUUUGCAGAGGCACCAUCCAGAGAUGUCAGUGGAGCAGGGGGUGCUGAAGGACUCUGGAGCAGUUAGCCUGACCCUGAAGGAGGCCUUGCAGGGGACACUGAGUGAGGAAGCAGCACAAGUGGAGGAGGAGAAAGGAACGGGCGCCAAGGUGCAGGAAGUAGUCGAGGAGGUUUUACAGAGAGAGGAAGACAGCGAGACAAAACGCUGAAGAGAGGGCACAAUAGAGGCAGUGGUCAGUGGAUGGUUAUCAUAACUCAAUAUUUAUAAUUGACCACUUCUGCCACACAUCGCCCCCUGCUGGCCAUUAGAAAUAAUACAGGUUUAAGGAACUUACUUUUCAGAGCCAAAGCUACGUCCACAUCUUUCAUACAGUCUAUGAUCAGUACAUAUUGUUAAAUGAGAGAAUGUGGAUUGAAAGAAAGGAAGUGUUCUGUGAUUAAGAAACCAUGUUUUGUUUUAUUUAAAGUCCUUUGAUAUUUGCUUGUGAUGAAGAACUGUAGUAGAUAAAGUGAAUAAAUGAACUUGAACAAUGAA
Molecule: messenger RNA, 5879 nt
Organism: Cottoperca gobio
Lineage: Eukaryota; Metazoa; Chordata; Actinopteri; Perciformes; Bovichtidae
Gene: znf142
Product: zinc finger protein 142
Source: RefSeq, a predicted model, not a curated record